Messenger RNA from Triticum turgidum subsp. durum (durum wheat), 3543 nucleotides. The record is from the annotation of a GenBank genome assembly. NCBI's taxonomy places the organism in Eukaryota, Viridiplantae, Streptophyta, Magnoliopsida, Poales, Poaceae.
AUGGCGGACCUGGUUGUUGGGUUGGCCAAGUCGGUGGUGGAGGGCGCGCUGACCAAGGCCCAGGCGGCUAUCGGGGAGGAGGCCCAGCUCCGGGAGAGCGCGCAGCGCGACCUGGUGUUCAUCACAGGCGAGUUUGAAAUGAUGCACUCAUUUCUCAACGUCGCCACCGCGGAGCGCGUGGAGAACAAGGUGGUGAUGACCUGGGUGCGGCAGGUCCGCGAGCUGGCCUACGAUGUGGAGGACUGCAUCGAGUUUGUUGUCCACCUCGACCCCAAGACUGGGUGGUGGUGGCGCAUGGUCCCGUCUUGGUGCAUAGGGCUGCCACCGCUUGACGAGGCCGUCAGCGAAAUCGAGCAGCUCAAGGCAAGGGUGAACGAUGUGAGUACCAGGAACUCGCGCUACAACCUCAUCAGCGACUCUGGCUCCAAGGCAGCCGUCAUGCAGCAACAGAUGGCUGUGCCUGGCGCCUCCCUUGGUGCGCCAGCAUUCAACAUGCUCGCGGAGUCGAGGGACGCUGCGAGGAGGCAGCAAGGCUUGGGGGAUCUCACCCAGUUGAUCACCUACAAAGGCAACACUGACCCUCACCUUCAGGUAAUCUCCGUCUGGGGAACAAGCGGCGAUCUUGGGACGACUUCCAUCAUCAGGAAGGCAUACAAUGACCCAGAAAUCAGCAAAAAAAUUGCGUGCCGCGCCUGGGUCAAGCUGAUGCAUCCUUUCAACCCCCACGAGUUUGUGCGGCGCUUCAUGGCUCAGGUCUAUGCCACAAACGCUUGCGCCAAACAAUUGGAGGGUACAGACGUGGGUGUUCAUGUUCUGAACAAAAUGGAGGCCACAAAAGAAGAUCUAUUCAAGCAGUUUCUGGAAGAAGUCAACACCAAGACUUACCUCGUGGUCUUGGAGAACCUGACUGAAAUGGUAGACUGGGAUGCUGUGAGGACGUUUCUUCCUGACAAGGAAAAUGGCAGCUGGAUCAUCGUGUCCACCCAGCAAUUUGACAUCGCAACCUUGUGCAUCGGAGACUCUUACCAACCACUGGAGCUGAAGCAGUUCUCCCCCGAGCACUCGGUUUGUGCCUUCUUCAAGGAGGUCAUAAAAGGACAAAAUGAUCUCCGGAAAGGUUCUGGAUAUUAUGGAGAUAAACAAGAGAAGCUAAUGUUGUCUAAAGUGAGGCAAAGUUCACCCUUGCAAAAACUUUCCUCCGCGAAUAAGGAAGUUAUCAGUGACUGGAUGAAAAAUAAUCCUCUUGCUGGACGCGAGUUGGAAAUGAAUGAACUCCGCAGUUAUACAACUGGGGCACGUUUCAAAAGUUUCCCAGUUAUAUCUGUUUGGGGAAUAGCUGGUGUUGGAAAAUCAGCUCUUGUAGAAAACUUGUACUAUGACAGAAUGCUUCGUGGCCAGUUUGAAAAAUACUGUUGGGUGGAUAUAUCAUAUCCGUUCAAUUUAAGGGAUUUCUCCCGAAGCUUACUUUUGGAUCAUCAUUCAGAAGAAGACCCAAUUGAAGAAUGUCAUGAGCUUCUGAGACAACAUAAGUAUCUCAUUGUUAUUAAUAAUCUCCAGUCCAAAGAAGACUGGGACUUGAUAAAGACUACCUUGGUAACUAGAACUGCUGAGAGUGUGAUCAUUGUCAUUACAACAGAAGCAAGUGUAGCCACUAAUUGCACAAAUAAUGAAGAUCAAGUCUUUAAUGUGAAAGGUCUAGAAGCAGUUGCCGCCAUGGAUCUCUUCAGGAAAGAGGUACUCAAGAAGAAUCAAUUAUCUGCUUUAAAUGGUUACACGAAUGAUGAGCUAGAAGAACUGAUUAUGAAGUGUGGAGGUCUUCCCAAAGUGAUAGUUUCUAUAGCUGCCUUAUUGGCCACACAGACGGUAACAUUGAUGGAUACUGUACGUUCGUUGAAUAGCAAAUUUAUGCACACUCUGGAGACCAAUCCAGAGCAUGAUAGUCUACGAGGGCUAUUUGAUUGGAUGUAUUCAUACUUCCGUACUUGCCCAGAUGAAAUUAAGCCAUGUAUCUUCUAUCUAUCAAUUUUUCCUCGAGGACACGGUAUUCGGCGAAGGCGACUGGUAAGGAGGUGGAUUGCAGAAGGUUACUCUAGAGAUAGUGAUGAAGAAUCUGCGGUGGACAAAGGGGAGAACUUCUUCUCCAAGCUCCUUGAUCUAAGCAUAAUCCAGCAGAUGCCACAGUUAGUCACCACUGCAUUCAGUGACACAAGGAUAGUCAUGUGCCAGGUCAAUGGCUUCAUCCGCGAGUACAUCGUCUCACGAAGAAUGGAAGAGAACCUUGUCUUUGAACUUGGGCCCAAUUGUGUCCUGACCACCGAACGCAAAGGGCGUCACCUUAUCAUAUUGAAGAAUUGGGUCAGAGACAUAAUUGUAUUUGAGAGCAUUGACUUCUCACGGCUACGGUCGCUCACAGUGUUUGGAAAGUGGGAAUCAUUCUUCAUCUCCAAAAGUAUGAGGUUGCUUCGGGUUCUUGAUCUGGAGGAUUCAUCGGGUUUAAAGGACGAAGAUCUAAUUGAGAUGGUGAAGCGGCUACGUCGCCUCAAGUUUCUCUCCCUACGAGGAUGUAGAGAGAUUUUCCAUCUGCCAAGUUCACUGGGUGAUCUUAGGCAGCUCCAGACUCUGGAUGUGAGACACACCUCCAUAGUCAGACUGCCAAAGAGCAUCGUGAAGUUAGAGAAGCUGCAGUAUAUCCGAGCUGGCACCACCGUCUCAGCAUUGACACCACCUGCCCCAUCCAGCAGCCUGCUAAAGUUCCACAGAUGUCGUGGCCUUCUUGGUGUUCAGGUGCCUAAAGGGAUUGGAAAACUGACAGCACUGCACACUCUAGGUGUUGUCAAUGUCAGUGCUUCUGGGGGAAAAGCCAUUGGGGAAGAGCUCAAGAAACUCACCCAAUUGCGCAAACUUGGUGUGUCUGGCAUCAAUAAGCAUAACAGCCAGGACUUCUUCUCUGCAAUCUCAGGUCACGUGCAUUUGGAAUCCUUGUUAGUGCGGCUUGCCGAGGGAAAUCAAGGUUCCUUGGAUGGCAUCUCACUGCCUUGGGAGAACCUACAGAGUCUUAAACUGCAUGGGCUUAAAGACAAGUUACCUCUACUUGAGGGCCAACUUAGCAAGCUCAAGAAGUUGGAUCUGGAGAUGGACUCUUUAGAGAAGACCGACAUUGAGUCCCUUGCCAUGCUACCAAACUUGUGCAUUCUACGCCUUCGUGUGAAGCAGCUUCCGGAUAGCAGGCUCCAUUUUUAUGCCGAGAUGUGCCGGGAGCAGCUGGACACCUUCAAAAAAGUGAAGAUCCUUGAUAUUGGUUGCAGAUCCAGCAAUUUACAAGUAUCCUUUGGAUCAAAGUCGAUGAAAAAUCUUGAGCUGCUUGAGAUUGACUACUCAAGUGGAUCAUGUCAGCUUGCCGGCCUGAAUAAUCUGUCGGAACUGAAGGAAGUCUUGCUCAAGGGUACAAAUGAUGAGCAAUUCAGGAUAGAGUUUGAGAGACAUCUUGCCACUCACCCAAAUAGUCCUGCAGUGAAGCUGAAGAAACUACCCGCAUCAACUUGA